ACCCAGCACAGUAAAGUAAUUUCAUUCUAACUUGAAACAGUGCAUUUUACGAGGAGAGUUUAACAUCACGCCGCUCUUCAAUAAAACUUUAUGGCAAACCUAUUGCAAGUUCUUUACUUACACCAAUCCCUGUACAAAAUACGAGAGUCAGAAGAGUAAAAAAAUAUAUCUCUACAGUAGCCCAGGACGGCACACGCCUAGAUAAAAAGAAUAGAGUUAAUACUUAAGUUUAAGGUGAUUUGUUUAUGCUUUAUGUCUCACAGAUGAGAUCCGCAAGCCGCUUUAGCCUUUGUCUUGAUGAAAACCGACCGCCGAUAUCUACUUGUGAGCGCGCAGUCACUUUGAUAAAAGCCGCCGCUGAGAUUAGACGCUAUAGUUGUAAACAAGCGACUUUCGGCUAUAUAACUUCAAAACAAGUCGAGAUUGUUUAAACCGCAUUUUUUGUAUUUCUAUUUUUAUUUCGGCUUUUUAUUUAUCAAAAGCGCCGACUCGAGUAUUUUUAAGAAUGUUCGAGAUCGAGGCUAGGACUAUAAAAGCGACGACCGCGCUUCGACACUCGAGUCAGUCGACGAUUAGCGUUCGGAGCGAUAAGUUUUUUUGUUCUACUGCUGUAUUCUGAUUGUAUCAGUUUUGUACAUAUCUUCUUUGGACUAAACUCUUCUACUCAGAAACGAUCGUGCGUUAAUUUGACCCCACCACCCUGACAAGUAAUUAUUAAUAAAGAAGAAUGUAACGUUGGCUUAAAGGCGUUAAACGUUUUGCAACAACAUCUUCUAACGAAGCCGAAUGUUCAAAAGCAGUACGCGCGGAGUGUAUAGCAAUUAUCGAUGAUAAUGAUGCAACGACGUCAAGUUCCACGGUUUCAAAGGCGAAGAAGUAUGAUGAAUCAUAUAUUAGUUUCGGAUUUGUUGAUUCCAACGGCUCACCUCUCUGCAUGUUAUGUAGUAAACUGCUUUCUAAUAGUUCCAUGGCACCUGCCAAGUUGCGCCGACAUUUAGAAACUGUACACCCCGAGUCUAAAGACAAGAAUAGAGAAUUUUUUGUACGUAAAAAAAACAAUUAUUGGAAAGUCAAAAAACUAUGAUGCAAGUAACCCAAACUAUCAAUGAAAAGGUCACAAAGGCAUCAUAUUUAGUUAGCUAUCGCAUUGCACAAGAAGGUGAAGCGCACACUAUCGCUGAGAUUUUAAUAAAACCAUGUGUGUUAGACAUAACAAAAUGUAUGCUCGAUGAAAAAUCUGCAAAGCAUCUUUCUACUGUGUCACUAUCAAACGAUACUGUUUCACGUCGAAUUCAUGAUCUGGCAAGCUACGUCAAACAAGAGCUAGUUACUCGUCUACAAAAAACACGAUUCGUCUUGCAAAUGGAUGAGUCUACUGAUGUCGCUGAUCUGGCUAUAUUGCUGGUUAUCGUGAGAUAUCCAUAUGAAAGUUCUUUUGAAGAAGACAUGCUUAUGUGUUCACCGUUGCCUACAAACACUACCGGAGAAGAAAUUUUUACUAAAAUAAAUAUAUUUUUUGAAGAAAAUAAUCUCAGUUGGAACGAUUGCAUUGACAUUUGUACAGAUGGGGCCAAGGCGAUGACGGGUAAAACAGCAGGAGUCGUGUCACGAAUACAAAAAAAAGCACCUAAUUGUGGUUCCAGUCAUUGUCUCCUGCAUAGACAAACACUAGCAAUGAAGCAAAUGCCGUCAAACCUAAAAUUAGUAAUGGAUGAAGCGGUGAAAAUUAUUAAUUUUAUCAAAUCACGACCACUACAAUCCCGAUUGCUAUCAUUAUUGUGUGAAGAUUAUGGUAGCAAACAUAAAACACUGCUGCUCCAUAUAGAAGUGCGAUGGCUGUCUCUGGGUAAAACUUUAACAAGGCUAUUUGAACUUUAAGCCGAGUUACAAAUGUUUCUUCCAGAUACUUCUUUUAAUUUGAAAGACCGUUUGUAUGAUAAAACUUGAUUAUCCGACUGUCUUUCAUGGUGGAUAUUUUUCAAAAACUGAACGAAUUAAAUUUAUCAUUGCAAGGUAAACAGACAACAGUGUUCCAGGCCUGUAACAAAAUAACUGCCUUUAAAAGAAAAUUAGAUUUUUGGAUUAUUUGCGUUAGUAAGAGAGAAAUAGAAAGCUUUACGUUACUCAGUGAGUUUGUUAGCGAUAACGACUCAGAAAUGUUUCAAGAUGAUGUAUUUGAAGAAUUGGUCCAAUAUCUCACUUCGAUGCGCGCAUCUUUUGAGAAGUAUUUUCCCGAAGAACAGAAUACAAAAUUGAAACUGAAUUCAUGGAUUCAUAAUCCUUUUUUACCCACCUUGCAAAAGCCCGAAAGUAUGUCAAAUGAGAUAUAUGAAUCUCUUUUAGAAAUGUCAUCAGACACAAGUAUGGAGUCAUUGUUGAAAACGACAUCUCUCAACGAUUAUUGGUGCAGAAUCCGUGAUGAAUACCCAAUGCUUGCCAAAAUGGCUCUGAAUAUUCUUCUUCCAUUUCCAACAACAUAUUUGUGCGAAACAGGAUUCUCAACCUUUGCAGCCACGAAAACAAAAUACCGGAAUAGACUGGACGCCGAACCUGAUAUGAGACUUCAACUGUCUUCUAUCAAACCUGUUAUCAACCAAUUGAUGAAAAAUAAAAAACAGUUUCAUACCUCCCAUUAGUUAUUUUUUUUCUUUUUUAAUAUCUUCUAUUUCUAUUAUUAUACUUGUUAUGUAAGUAAGUAAUAAGUAUAUGUUACAUUUUACGUUUAUUAUGCUUAUUAAUAAAGAAUAUACUUUUAGAGACUAUUGUUUUAUUGUAGGGUUCCGUCAAGUAUUUCGCUUUCCAAAAGGGUUCCGUCACUAAAAAAGUUUGAGAACCGCUGAUAGGUAUAGAUUAUAAAUAUCAAGAUAUUAUUAAUGAACUUAACAUUGAUAAUUUUACAAGGACUAUCCAAAGAACUACAUAUUAUGACCGGGAUAAGACAGGGAGACCUACAUAUUCAAAAUUAUCAUGGACACAAUCUUAGAAAGCGUCAACGAGGUUAAUGCAUGUUACAGAAUGGAAGAUCGAUCAAUAAAAAUGUUAUGCGAAUGAUGAAGUACUAGUGACAGAGAAUGAUCUACAGCACCUACUAUACAGGAUAAAGAAAACGGCAGAUAAAUAUAAGCACGUGACUCUAAAAAGAGUCAAUAGCACUAGAUUAAAGGAACACAAUUUAGGGUAACAUGGAAAUUCAAUGUUACUUUCAAUAUUUAUCAUUGUUCUUAACACUGAAUAUAUUGUCCAAAGAUUCGAGGGCCUUUUUUUUCUAUAUUUCUUUCAAAUAAGAUGAUGAGAUUUUCUGAUAUAUUUCUAACACCGUUUACCAGAGUCCAAUUCAUGAACUUUUUAUAACAAAAUUCAUAUUUACUUUUUGAUUUUUGAGUUAAUAAUAGAUUAUACGUCUUCUUUGCGGUUAAUCGAAUAUCUGGUGGAGUAUUAUUUAUUGAUUCAUCACUAAAAUCACUUAUUUUUUACAAAUAUUUUUCUUAAAAACUAUAGAAAUAUUUUGACAAUGUUUUUUUAAAUUGUAACAAGAAAAGUUGACAAGUACUAAACUCAAAUGUUGAUUGAUAGAUUUCAAAUACAUUCUAAGAUGAAAUUAUAUCCGAAAUGGCCUACAAUUCCAUUCUGUAAAUUGUGCAGAAAAUAGAUAAUAUACAUGUGUGUGUAGAAAAAAGUUUCAUAUCUGAUGGUUACAAGUUAUGCUUUAUAUUAGGAAUAAUUAUUUCUCGUAAUAUUGAUAAAUACAUUUCUCACAAGGUGCGAACGUACAUGGAUACAAUGUAUAAAUUUUUAUUUGUUGAUUAUCUGCCAAUUAACACACACAAAUAAGCAACUUGCUCCUUGUUGCCUAAUUUUCUUGAAAAAAUGAAAA
Molecule: messenger RNA, 3874 nt
Organism: Diorhabda carinulata
Lineage: Eukaryota; Metazoa; Arthropoda; Insecta; Coleoptera; Chrysomelidae
Product: zinc finger BED domain-containing protein 5-like
Exons: 1
Coding region: 1081-1878 (265 amino acids)
Source: RefSeq, a predicted model, not a curated record